Molecule: messenger RNA, 7167 nt
Organism: Pseudoliparis swirei
Lineage: Eukaryota; Metazoa; Chordata; Actinopteri; Perciformes; Liparidae
Gene: dock7
Product: dedicator of cytokinesis 7
Exons: 51
Coding region: 77-6403 (2108 amino acids)
Biological process (GO): positive regulation of GTPase activity; small GTPase-mediated signal transduction; axonogenesis
Molecular function (GO): guanyl-nucleotide exchange factor activity
Source: RefSeq, a predicted model, not a curated record
GAAAGCGGAGUCUGCCUCCUGCCCGCCUGGCUGCCUGGGAAUUUGGUUUUUUUAAAGCACACCAGCGGCCACUGCCAUGGCUGAACGCCGAGCCUUCGCCCAAAAAAUCAGCAGGACUGUGGCAGCAGAGGUCAGGAAGCAGAUAGCCGGUCAGUACGGUGGGUCCCCGCAACUCUUCAAGAACCUCAACGUGGGGACCGCGGCGAGCACCACGGUCCCCCUCACAGAGGCCGUGGAGCCGGUGGAUUUUGAGGACUACCUCAUCACUCACCCUCCCAUCGUCGAGUCGGGUCCCCUGAGAGAUCUGAUCGAGUUCCCCCCGGAUGACAUCGAGGUCAUCCACACGCCCAGGGAGUGUCGCACGGUGGCGCCAGCGGUCCCGGAGGAAGGGGACACGGACGCUCACGUCAGAGACUGCGUCCGAUCCUACACAGAAGAUUGGGCCGUCGUCAACAGGAAAUACCACAAGCUUGGUACGGGCUUCAACCCCAACACUCUGGACAAGCAGAAGGAGCGUCAGAAAGGCCUCCCCAAGCAGGUGUUUGAGGCCGAUGAGAUGCCGGACAGCAGCAGCUACCAGGAUGACCAGGAUGACCUGAAGCGGCGGUCGAUGUCCAUAGACGACACCCCGCGCGGCAGCUGGGCCUGCAGCAUCUUCGACCUGAAGAACUCCCUCCCCGACGCCCUCCUGCCUCACCUCCUGGACCGCGCCCCCAACGAGGAGAUCGACCGGCACAACGAGGAGCACCGCAAGGCCAACCGCCACCGCGAGCUCUUCGCUCUGCACCCGGCCCUCGACGAGGAGGAGCCCAUUGAACGCCACUGUGUGCCUGAAGUACCCAAAGAACACUUUGGCCAGAGGCUACUCGUCAAGUGCUUGUCCUUGAAGUUCGAGAUCGAAAUCGAACCGAUAUUUGCAAGUUUGGCCUUAUACGACGUCAAGGAAAAGAAAAAGAUAUCGGAGACCUUUUUCUUCGACCUGAACUCGGAGCAGACGAAGGGGAUGCUGCGUCCGCACGUUCAGACGGCAGCCAUCUCCACGCUGGCACGCUCCGCCAUUUUCUCCAUCUCCUACCCUUCCCAAGAUGUCUUCCUCGUCAUCAAGCUCGAAAAGGUGCUGCAGCAAGGUGAUAUUGGAGAGUGUGCCGAGCCCUACAUGGUCUUCAAAGAGUCCGACGCUGCCAAGAAUAAAGAGAAGUUGGAGAAGCUCCGCGGCCAAUCGGAGCAGUUCUGCCAACGUCUGGGUCGGUACCGCAUGCCCUUCGCCUGGACCGCCAUCCACCUGAUGAACAUCGUGAACAGCGCUGGAAGUCUGGAGAGAGACACGGAGCUGGAGAUGAGCCUCACGGAGAGAAAAGGCUCAUGGUCAGAACGAAGGAACUCGAGCAUCAUGGGACGGCGUUCCCUGGAGAGGACCACCAGUGGAGAUGAGUCGUGCAGUCUGACGGGAUUUAGACCGGCGACACUUACCAUCACCAACUUUUUCAAACAGGAGGGGGACCGACUGAGUGAUGAGGACCUGUACAAGUUCUUAGCCGACAUGAGAAGGCCUUCUUCAGUGCUGAGGAGACUCCGACCCAUCACAGCCCAGUUGAAGUUGGACAUUUCUCCCGCUCCGGAGAACCCUCACUAUUGCUUGACCCCUGACCUCCUGCAGGUCAAACCUUACCCAGACAGCAGGGUGCGCCCCACCAGAGAGAUCCUGGAGUUCCCUGCCAGGGACGUCUAUAUGCCAAACACCACAUACAGGAAUCUGCUGUACGUGAACGCUCAGAGUCUGAACUUCGCCAACCGCCAAGGCUCCGCCCGCAACAUCACCGUCAAAGUGCAGUUCAUGAGCGGAGAGGAUCCCAACAACGCCAUGCCGGUGAUAUUUGGCAAGUCCAGCUGUGCAGAUUUCGCUAAAGAAGCUUACACUGCUGUGGUGUACCAUAACAGGUCCCCCGAUUUCCACGACGAGAUCAAGAUCAAGCUGCCCGCCUUCCUGUCGGACCACCACCACAUCCUCUUCACUUUCUACCACGUCAGCUGCCAGCAGAAGCAGAACACACCCCUGGAGACCCCCGUGGGAUACACGUGGAUCCCCAUGCUGCAGAACGGACGUCUGCGGACCGGUCAUUUCUGUCUGCCCGUGUCUCUGGAGAAACCUCCACAAUCCUACUCUGUUCUCUCACCAGAUGUUCCUCUCCCUGGGAUGAAGUGGGUGGACAACCAUCGAGGAGUCUUCAACGUGGAGGUCGUGGCUGUUUCAUCCAUCCACACGCAGGACCAGUACCUGGAUAAAUUCUUCGCCCUGGUUCACGCCCUGGACGAGCACACGUUCCCGGUUCGGAUCGGAGACGUACGCAUCAUGGAGAACAACCUGGAGGCGGAGCUCAAGUCCAGCAUCGCGGCGCUCAACUCCUCCCAGCUGGAGCCGGUGGUUCGAUUCCUUCACCCUCUUCUCGACAAGUUGGUGCUGCUCGUGGUGCGGCCGCCGGUCAUCGCUGGGCAGAUAGUGAAUCUGGGCCAGGCGUCCUUCGAGGUCAUAGCGUCCAUCGUGAACCGGCUUCACAAGUACCUGGACACCAGCCAGGACAUGCACGGCCGUAACGGCCUGCUGUCGUCCUACAUCCACUACGUCUUCCGCUUGCCCAGCACCGACCCCAACAAGCCCUCUGCAGGCGCGGGGGGGCUGGGAGGCUCGGUCCACUACGCCACAAUGGCUCGCUCGGCCGUCCGCCCGGCCAGCCUCAACCUCAACCGCUCCCGUAGCCUUAGCAACAGCAACCCCGACAUCUCGGGCACGCCCACCUCUCCCGACGACGAGGUGCGCUCCAUCAUCGGCGGCAAGGCCAUGGAGCGCAGUGGCAAUCGCAUGUCCUCGCACACUGAGAGCGCCAGUUUCUUGCAAACUUUAACGGGACGGUUGCCCACAAAGAAGCUCUUCCAUGAAGAACUGGCCCUCCAGUGGGUGGUGAGCAGCGGCAGCGUCAGGGAGGGGGCGCUCCAACAGGCCUGGUUCUUCUUUGAACUCAUGGUCAAAAGCAUCAUCCACCACCUGUACUUCACCGACCGCUUGGAGUCACCCAGGAAGAACCGCUUCCCGGAGCGCUUCAUGGAUGACAUCACGGCGCUGGUCAGCACCAUCUCCGGAGACAUCGUGUCUCGCUUCCAGAAGGACCUGGAGCUGGUGGAGAGGCUCAACACCAGUCUGGCUUUCUUCCUCAACGACUUGCUGUCGGUCAUGGACCGAGGCUUCGUCUUCACCCUCAUCAGGGCGUACUGGAAACAGGUGUCCACAAAGAUCUACGCUCUGCAGAACCCAACCCUGGAGUCUCUGAGGCUCGAUUUCCUGAGAAUCGUAUGCAGCCACGAACACUACGUCACCCUCAACCUGCCCUGCAGCCUGCUCACCCCGCCGGCCUCGCCUUCCCCCUCCGUGUCUUCAGCAACUUCACAGAGCUCUGGGUUCUCCACAAACGUCCAGGACCAAAAGAUCGCCAACAUGUUCGAGCUGUCCGUUCCCUUCAGGGAGCAACACUACCUGGCCGGGCUGGUGCUGUCGCAGCUGUCGGUGAUACUGGACCCGGACAACGAAGGGAUGUUCAGCCUCCAUAAGAAGGUGGUGAGCGUCGUUCACAACCUGCUGUCCAGCCACGACUCUGACCCCCGCUACGCCGACCCCGAGGUCAAGGCCCGCGUCGCCAUGCUCUACCUGCCUCUCAUUGGCAUCGUCAUGGAAACGCUAACGCAGCUCCACGACUUCACAGAGUCCCAUAACCAGUGGGGGCGGCCGGGCCCCCAGGGGGCGUCGCCGGGCGGCGGUGGCGAGGAGGCAGAAGGCGAGGGCAACAGCCUGAUCAGCCAGACCGUCGCCAUGGCGAUAGCGGGCACCUCCACCCCCACCCCGAUGUCCCGGCCAACCAGCUUCUUGCUGAACUCGCAGGCGAGUCGUCAGCACGGGAGCUUCUCGGCCGAGUCCAGUCGCAGUCUGCUCAUCUGCCUGCUCUGGGUUCUGAAGAACGCCGACGAGCUGGUGCUGCAGAAGUGGUUCAUGGACCUGUCGGUGUCGCAGCUCAACCGGCUGCUGGACCUCCUCUACCUCUGCGUCUCCUGCUUCGAGUACAAGGCCCAUGUUGUGUUCACCAUGCAGGGGAAGAAGGCGUUCGAGCGGAUGAACAGCCUGACCUUCAAGAAGUCCAAGGACAUGAAGGCCAAGCUGGAGGAGGCCAUCUUGGGAAGCAUCGGGGCCCGACAGGAGAUGGUGCGACGCAGCCGCGGACAGCUGGAGCGGAGUCCAUCUGGCAGCACGUUCGGCAGUCAGGAGAACCUCCGCUGGAGGAAGGACAUGACGCACUGGAGGCAGAACAGCGAGAAGAUGGACAAGAGUCACAGAUCCAUCAGGACCCGGGCCGAGCUGGAGCACGAGGCGCUCAUCGACGGUAACCUGGCAACGGAGGCCAACGUCAUCAUCCUCGACACUUUGGAGAUCAUUGUGCAGACGGUGUCCGUGACGGAGUCCAAGGAGAGCGUCCUGGGUGGCGUGCUGAAGGUGUUGCUCCACAGCAUGGCGUGCAACCAGAGCGCCCUCUACCUGCAGCACUGCUUCGCCACGCAGAGGGCGCUGGUGUCCAAGUUCCCCGAGCUGCUGUUCGAGGAGGAGACGGAGCAGUGUGCCGACCUGUGCCUGCGGCUGCUCCGCAGCUGCAGCAGCAGCAUCGGCUGCAUCCGGGCGCACGCCAGUGCCUCGCUCUACCUGCUCAUGAGGCAGAACUUUGAGAUCGGCAAUAACUUCGCCCGAGUGAAGAUGCAGGUCACCAUAUCUCUGUCGUCGCUGGUGGGAACGUCUCAGAACUUCAACGAGGAGUUCCUGCGUCGCUCCCUGAAGACGAUCCUGACGUACGCCGAGGAGGACCUGGAGCUGCGGGAGACCACGUUCCCCGACCAGGUCCAGGACCUCGUGUUCAACUUGCACAUGAUCCUGUCCGACACCGUCAAGAUGAAGGAGCACCAGGAAGACCCCGAGAUGCUGAUAGACCUCAUGUACAGGAUCGCUAAGGGUUACCAGACGUCGCCGGACCUGCGGCUGACGUGGCUCCAGAACAUGGCGGGCAAACACUCGGAGAGGAACAACCACGCCGAGGCGGCCCAGUGCCUGGUGCACAGCGCCGCCCUGGUGGCCGAGUACCUGAGCAUGCUGGAGGACCGCAAGUACCUGCCGGUGGGCUGCGUGACCUUCCAGAACAUCUCCUCCAACGUGCUGGAGGAAUCGGCCGUCUCCGACGACGUGGUGUCUCCAGACGAGGAGGGCAUCUGCUCCGGGAAGUACUUCACGGAGAUCGGCCUGGUGGGACUCCUGGAGCAGGCGGCCGCCUCCUUCUCCAUGGCGGGCAUGUACGAGGCGGUGAACGAGGUGUACAAGGUUCUGAUUCCCGUCCACGAGGCCAACCGGGACGCCAAGAAGCUGGCCACCAUUCAUGGUAAACUGCAGGAGGCCUUUGGCAAAAUUGUGCAUCAGAGCACUGGCUGGGAGAGGAUGUUCGGUACGUACUUCAGAAUCGGCAUUUACGGCCCGAAGUUCGGCGACUUGGACGAGCAGGAGUUUGUGUACAAGGAGCCGGCCAUCACCAAGCUGGCGGAGAUUUCUCACAGGCUGGAGGGCUUCUAUGGCGAGCGUUUCGGAGAGGACCAGGUGGAAGUCAUCAAGGACUCUAACCCCGUGGACAAGUGCAAGUUGGACCCGAAUAAGGCCUUCAUCCAGAUCACGUACGUGGAGCCGUACUUCGACGCGUACGAGAUGAAGGACCGCAUCACGUACUUCGACAAGAACUACAACCUGCGGCGCUUCGUGUACUGCACGCCGUUCACGCUGGACGGCCGCGCCCACGGCGACCUGCACGAGCAGUUCAAGCGCAAGACCAUCCUCACCACGUCGCACGCGUUCCCCUACAUCAAGACGCGCAUCAACAUCAUCCACAAGGAGGAGGUCAUAUCCACGCCCAUCGAGGUGGCGAUCGAAGACAUGCAGAAGAAGACUCAGGAGCUGGCCUUCGCCACGCACCAGGACCCCGCCGACGCCAAGAUGCUGCAGAUGGUCCUCCAGGGGUCCGUGGGCACGACCGUCAACCAGGGUCCCUUGGAGGUGGCUCAGGUCUUCCUGUCCGAGAUUCCCAUCGACCCGAAGCUGUACAGACACCACAAUAAGCUCCGCCUCUGCUUCAAAGACUUCACAAAGAGGUGUGAAGACGCGCUGCGUAAGAACAAGAGCCUGAUUGGUCCGGACCAGAAGGAGUACCAGAGGGAGCUGGAGAAGAACUACCACCGCCUGAAGGAGGCGCUGCAGCCCCUCAUCAACAGAAAGAUCCCACAGCUCUACAAGCCCGUGCUUCAGGUCAACUCACACAGCAAACGGACGGCUUGACCAGAGAUUCCUUCAGCCGGAUGAGUCUCCGCAAGCUCGACAUGUGAAGGAAGAAGAACACAGGCGCACAAACACACCACAAACUGCAAUAUUAAUUUAUUCUACAUUGUAAAUAGGAGUCUUUUUGAAGGCCGGGUCAGUUUUUUUUCCAGAUAGCAUGUCAAAGAAUAAGUAUUGCGGGCUUUGGUACGUCAUUCCAGCGUCUUAAGUUGUUUACAUACAAACUGUUACGCAAUCAGAGGGACAUUGGAGUAGAGAUGAAGGCGAUGAAGGAGAAUCUUUCUUUGCUGGCCACUUGUCACACGUCUUGUCCUCACACCACAAAUAUCACGUUUAGAACCCAACAGAACCUUCUGGAUGUGCACCAACGAGCCACUGAACACAGAAUGCUUAGAGAUCCUUUUAUUGGUUCAUUAAAAGUGCCAAAAAAGAAAAGAAAAAAACACUUUUCUCCUGCAGAGAAGGUGACAUUUAAAAAAAAAAGUCAGGUAAAACGAUGAACCACCAGAAAUCUAUUCAAUUUCAUGUGUGCACUUUUUUAUUACUGCGUAGCAAAAUGCAUUUUACAAGUAAACGGUAAUACAUUUUUUGGGGGGGGGGGGGCUUAAAAAAACAAAACAAGUGGUACCAUUAUUUAUCAUGAUUGCUUUAUUAUUAUUUAAAAGAAUGUUUUUAAAAAGGUAGGUGCUUUGAACAUCCUUGUAUUAUUUCAUGUAGUUUUAUGUUUAUUUUAAAUAUUUUACUAAAUAAAUAUUUUAAUGUUC